Messenger RNA from Corylus avellana, 453 nucleotides. NCBI's taxonomy places the organism in Eukaryota, Viridiplantae, Streptophyta, Magnoliopsida, Fagales, Betulaceae. The record is from RefSeq and is a predicted model, not a curated record.
AUGUGUGUGGACUACCGUGCCCUCAACAAAGAGACUAUCAAAGAUAAGUACCCCAUUCCUAACAUUGAUGAAUUACUUGAUGAACUACAUGGAUCUGUGCAAAACCUUAAAAGAACAUCUAAGGCAUUAAAGGCAGUGUUAGGAGUUUUACAACAUCAAAAAUUGUAUGCUAAGCUAUCCAAAUGUGCAUUUGGAAGUCUAGAGGUGGAAUACCUAGGGCAUCUAAUAUUUGAAGAUGGAGUUAAGACAGAUCCAACCAAAAUUGAAGCAAUGACCAGUUGGCCAAUCCCUAAGAAUUCCAAGGCAUUAAGAGGAUUCUUGGGACUAACGGGUUAUUACAGGAAGUUUGUUCAAGGAUAUGGAGGAGUAGUUGCACCACUGACAGCUCUCUUAAGAAAAGAAUUUGUUGGAAUGAAAAGGCUGAAGAAGCUUUCCAAAGACUUAAGGACGUGA